Rangifer tarandus platyrhynchus (Svalbard reindeer) is the source of this 405-nucleotide messenger RNA. NCBI's taxonomy places the organism in Eukaryota, Metazoa, Chordata, Mammalia, Artiodactyla, Cervidae. The record is from the annotation of a GenBank genome assembly.
AUGGGUGUUGCUCCCCCACCCCUCAAACAACUCAAUACAUCCAGUUCAGGAAACACACAGUGGCCAAGUCCAGAUGCAAGAGAUGUGAUGAAAAAUGGAAAAGAUGGGGUCUGCAAUGGAGGUAAUACUGAAAGCAGAGGGGCAGGGACAGACUGGACCCAGGGGCCACCAAGGCGAUCCGUGGCACAGGGUGUCAUCCAAAAGGACACCGCCUUGAAUUUUCUUGCCAGCUUCAGGGCGCCUCCCCUCUGCCCCCUUUCCCAGGGUAUCUGUGGGUUGCCCAGGCUGGGGAGGGCAGCCACAGCCACAGCCACAGGAUUUCCUGAAAGUUUACAUUGCGGUAGCAUUUUGGGGUACGGGGGCAGCUCCCCUAGGCCCUGCCCCCCAGCCCCACCCAACUCAUGA